CAUAGCUUUUGUGUCACUCUUUUGGGCUUUUUGGCCAUUCCAUUCCAUGUACAGCAGCAACGCCAUUAGCCCCGCCCGGCCCCCAAAGUGUACUCUUCGGUUAGCACCUACCAUGCUUGUCUUCUUCUCGCUGCUCCUCGCCGUCGCCUCGCCGGCGCCGGCGGCCGGCGACGACGGGGGAGCCGUGCCGGUGCUCAACCCCAUCUCGUCGUUCUGUAACUCGACGGCCGUCAAGCGGACCUACCUGCCCAACAGCACGUUCGAGGCCAACCUGAACGGCCUCUUCGCGGUGCUGUCCAAGAACGCCUCGGUGUCCGGCUACGCGGCGGGGGCGUUCGGCGCCGCGCCGGACACGGCGUACGGGCUCGUGCUCUGCCGCGGCGACUUCACCGGCACCGACUGCUCCGCCGCGGUGCUGGCGUCGUCGUUCCAGGACGCGGCGGGCAGCUGCAUGUACAGCAAGGACGUGACGGUCUACCACGACCAGUACCAGCUCCGGUACUCGGACCAGGACGUCCUCACCGGCGCCGUCAACUCGCCGGAGACGGCCGCGUGGAACAUGAACAACGUCUCCGACCCCAGCAACGUGGCCGCCUUCGACGCCCUGGUGGCGCAGCUGGUGAACGCGGUGGCCGACAAGGCGAGCAACGCCAGCAGGAGGUACGCCGGGGGGCAGGCCGGGUUCGAGCCAGAGAUGAUGAACAUCUACGCCAUCGCGCAGUGCACGCCGGACCUCUCGCCGGCGCAGUGCCGGAGCUGCCUCGCCGGCAUCAUCGGCCAGAUGCCCAAGUGGUUCAGCGGCCGCGUGGGCGGGAGGAUCCUCGGCGUGCGGUGCGACUUCAGGUACGAGAAGGAUCUCUUCUUCAAGACCACCAACGACAUGGUGCUGCUCACCCCUCUCCCGGCUCCGCCACAAGGGAGCAGCGGCGGCAGCAGCAGCACUGGGAUUUGGAUCGUGGCAAUAGUUGUCCCCGUCGCCGUGCUCCUCUUGGGGUUCUUGGGAUGCUUCCUGUGGAUCAGGAGGCGAAGAAGGAGAGUGAUCAACAUGUCAGGGGCGGUGAGCAUGCCGACCAUGUCCAUGGAGAUGGAGCAGGUGCUCAAGCUGUGGAGGAUCGAGGAGAGCGGCUCCGAGUUCUCGCUCUUCGACUUCGACCAGAUCGCCGACGCCACCGACAACUUCUCUGACGCCAACAAGCUCGGCCAGGGCGGCUUCGGCCCUGUCUACAAGGGCGAACUGCCUGAUGGGCUUGAGAUAGCCAUCAAGAGGCUCUCGUCUUGCUCAGUGCAGGGGCUGAUGGAAUUCAAGACAGAGAUCCAGCUGAUAGCCAAGCUGCAGCACACCAACCUGGUCAGGCUGCUGGGCUGCUGCGUCCAGGCUGAGGAGAAGAUGCUCAUCUACGAGUACAUGCACAACAAGAGCCUGGAUUGCUUCAUCUUUGACACUGAAAAGGGGGCGACGCUGAACUGGGACAAACGCUUCCGUAUAAUCGAUGGCAUUGCGCAGGGGCUUCUUUACCUGCACAAGCACUCUCGGUUGCGAGUUAUACACAGGGAUCUGAAGGCAAGCAACAUACUGCUGGACCGGGAGAUGAACCCCAAAAUCUCAGAUUUUGGGAUGGCAAGGAUAUUCUGCUCGAAUGUGACAGAAGCCAACACAACCCGGGUUGUAGGCACACAUGGUUACAUCGCUCCGGAGUACGCUUCCGAGGGUCUCUUCUCGAUCAAAUCCGACGUGUUCAGCUUCGGCGUCCUGCUUCUCGAGAUCAUAAGCGGGAAGAGGACUGCCGGAUUCUACCAGUACGGCAAAUUCUUCAACCUUACAGGAUAUGCGUACCAGCUCUGGCAAGACGGGCAAUGGCACGAGCUGGUGGACCCGGCCCUGGGGGAGGACUUCCCGGCGGCGGAGGUGAUGAAGUGCGUGCAGGUGGCGCUGCUAUGCGUCCAGGACAGCGCCGACGACCGGCCCAACAUGUCCGACGUGAUCGCCAUGCUCGGCAGCGAGGGGGUGACGAUGCCGGAGCCGAGGCAGCCGGCCUACUUCAACGUCAGGAUCUCCAGCUUGGCCGUGUCGUCGAGCUCCUUCGGCGAGUCGUACUGCAUGAGCAACGUGACGCUGAUGGACGAGGAAGGAAGAUAGCGUUCGCAGGGGCACAUUAAUCAUGUAGUAGGUUGUAGGAGUGAUUAAUCACGAUUGGUAAACCCCUAGCUUGACAAUUGUAUAUGAUUUGUUUUGAUCAGACACAUACAAAUGGAAUUCUACAGAACAGGAUGACAGUGAAUGCAAGAAACGGACAUGCCCCAACAUCAAAGUAGAGUAAUUUAACGAUCUUUGUAAUGAGAUAUCACGAGAUACCAAAAUUUUAGUGUAAAAUUUGAAA
Oryza brachyantha (malo sina) is the source of this 2378-nucleotide messenger RNA. Its product is annotated as cysteine-rich receptor-like protein kinase 6. Gene Ontology annotation, biological process: protein phosphorylation. The coding region runs from base 47 to 2137 and encodes 696 amino acids. The transcript is spliced from 7 exons. Gene Ontology annotation, molecular function: protein kinase activity; ATP binding. The record is from RefSeq and is a predicted model, not a curated record. NCBI's taxonomy places the organism in Eukaryota, Viridiplantae, Streptophyta, Magnoliopsida, Poales, Poaceae.